GCAGUACUUCUACACAUAAGAUGCUUUUAAUACAGUACUUAUUGUGCAAUACAUUGAGCCAAAGAAAACAUUUUCAAUUACCACUACAAAUUUAACUUCAUAUAUCACAACUGAGACUUGGUUCCCCCAUUUCCUGUUGUUUUACAUGGAAGUAAUGUAACAUAAAAAGUUUUGAAAGUGAGGGGAAUGAUUUACAAUGCUUAAUGUAUUUCAAGCUCUGCCAUGAAAAAUAUGAAGGUUUGGAAAUGAAAUUUCACUAUGUUCAGAUACAAAAUGUAUAUACCCUGUAUUGUAUAUUUCAUCUAACUGUAUUGUAGGAUUCUUACCCCCUUUACCAAUAAGAAAGUAGUGAUCCCAUAUGAUCCUGUUAUGAAAUUAUUUCCUAUGCCUUUGUAAUUUAAUGAUUUAAUGUCUACGAUUAUUUUGAUUUGAUUGUCUCGAUAAGUCACUCUAAGAUUGUGGAUUCAUCUGUAAAACUUCUAUGGACCCACACAAUUAAUUUCUUUGCAGCAUCCCAAAUGCACUCCAUGAUUCUAUGAUCGAUUGAGCAAACUUUCUGGAGGCAUUGGGAUGGAGUGAUCCAUUAGUAAUGGCUUCUGUUGAAGUCACUCUCUUUUUCAUUCAUCAAUGUGUGAAGUAUUAACAGAAUAAAUAGAAAAGGAAUUCCCUUUUGAUCUAAACAUAAUCAAUAAUGUAUGUGUAGAAAAUGGAUGUUCAGUCAUGUUCUUUCACAGAGAAAGCAAGUUACUUCAAUUGCCAUAUUUAUAGAAGGAAUAACAUAUCAUUGCUCUAAUGCUUAUCAAGUGUGCUUCCAGGUUUUCAGGAUUGAGUGUGCAAACUUUCUUGGUAAAUACAGGCCAGUGAUUGAGAAGGAAUGAUACAUCAAGGUAUCUGACAAGUUUGCUGUCUUCUUGCUUUCUUUGUCUACAGAGUCGUGAGAUGACGGUGGAGGUCCACAACGAGAUUCUGAGAGUACUCAAUGAAUUAUUUGCAGAAACCAAGUCUUACCACACAGCCCAUGGCACAUUCAAGACAACAGAUGACAAGCUACAGCAAAUACAAAGUGACCUCGAAAAGGCAAGGAAAAAGGGUCGGAGAGUCAAGGAACAUGAGAGAAAUUUUGACAAGAGUCGUCAAAAACUUGAGAAUGCACAGGUGAAAGCAGCAAGAGCCAGGAAUGACUACCUUCUUGUUAUCUCAGCUGCUAAUGCUACUAUACAGAAGUACUUUGGACCAAAUGUUACUGAGCUCAUUGAUUGUUUAGAUCUUGGCUAUGUGAGGAAGACCCAGAAGAUGUUGUAUGCCUUCCAGACCUCAUUGAACCAGGUGGUCAAGCUCCAGCAGGAAGAGCUACAACGAUUGGAGCUUAACAUCCGUAACAUGAAUGCCAAAAAAGAUAAGGAGGCUUUCCUAGAGAAUCACAAGGCUGCAUUCUCCACACCUGAUACAUUCCAAUUCCAACCACAUGGGGGAGAUAAUGUGACAUCGAUGAUUGCAGAUAUAUAUCCUUUAAAUGACGAACUGAAAUCAAAGUACAACACUCUUGGAGAGCGCAUCAGUCAGUUAGAAUUAGACACUAAUGAGAUCAGUAAGACACUGAAGGAGAUGCAAGCUAACUGGGAGGAAGAUACCUCUAACUCUAAUGAAGAUGAAGUACAAGCACAGUUCAGGAGUCUAAGGACGCAUGAUUCUUCCUCAGAACUAUCAAGAGCGCCCUCUAUGAGACGAAUCAAAGCAACACAAGAGAAAGAAAUGUUCUACCUUGGAAAAUUCAAGGAACAUCUAGAGAAGGGUAAUGCCUUAGCAAGAAUGAAAUCCAGGAGAGAUAUCAUCAAAGAAGCUCUAGGAACAGCUGGAGAAUCAAGAGGAAAUAUCGGUACAAGACCAAACAAUCAUCUUCAUAAGAAUGAAGGGAGACUAACAGAGCGACCGGGUUCAGUCUACAUGCCUUUGUUUGGUGCUGACCUACAGAAAUAUCUUGAAUCUGGACAAUAUGAAAUCCCACCCAUUGUCCUUAGUUGUAUAGAUUUCAUCUCAGUUUAUGGUCUGAAUCAUCAUGGUAUCUUCCGUCUCCCUGGAUCACAUCUAGAAAUCAAUGAUAUGAAAGAAAAGUUUGAAAAAGGCCAGGAUCCUAUCUAUGGACUCGGAGAGGCUGGUGAUGUGAAUGUAGUUGCUAGUGUCCUCAAGGCUUACUUUAGAGAGCUUCCAGAACCACUCUUCCCUAUCAGUCUAUUUGAUGACUUCAUGGAAUGCAUUAAAUUACCACCAGGGAAGGAGAGGAUAGAUAUGCUAGCAGAAUUGAUUUCUAAGGUGCCAGUAUCUGUCAUGGUCAUCAUGAGAUAUCUCUUUGCCUUCCUAAAAAAACUUUCUCAGUACAGUGAUGAGCACAUGAUGGACUCUCACAAUCUUGCCUUAUGUUUUGGGCCAACCCUAAUACGACCUCCUGAUGGUUACGAUGAGGUCUACUACCAGACUAACAUCAAUGACCUUGUUGACACCAUGAUUCUAUUUCAGAAUGAGAUCUUUCCACCUACCCCUGGUCCCUGUUACCAGGGUGGUAAUGCUGCUGAUAUCAGCCCCACAGGAAGUUUAGAGACUAUUCCAGAGUCAGUUGCUGAUGAAACAGAUAAUGCUAUGGAUAUGCCUCUUAUAGCUACAGCCAAGGAAGAUUACAUAGGGAAAUCCCCUGAUGAGCUCACUUUCACUAAGGGGGAUUCCCUAAAGCUGUAUAUGAGGGUGGAUGAUCAGUGGUGGAAGGGUGCUUUAGGUGAUCAACAGGGGCUUGUACAGCAAUCACAUGUCGUCUUAGCAGAAAUGGAUAAGUCAUUACCAGGCAGUCUGGCCACCAGCACCUCAUCCUCUACGACGGCCAGCCCGGACCACAUCCGUCACCUCAGCGAUGAGCUAAGGCAUACCACUGUAAAUGAUGCAACCAACUCUGCUUCAACACCAGAUAUUGUACGAGAUGUUGUGAAACCUGUUCAUUCCUUCUACCCUCCUUCAGCCAUGCCUUUGAGAGUACCAGUAGGUAUUCCUACAGGCCCAUCAUCGUCCACACCAACCACACCUACUGGUUCAGCUAGGAAACCACCGCCAGUCAAGCCAAGGCCAUACCGUCCCAAAACAUCUUUCACAACCAGAAAUGCAUCACCAUCAAAAUCACAAACUCUUUAGUUGUAUAGCAUCUAUUUUAGUUGUACUGUCAUAUAUUUAUCAUGUCUCUUUUUUCAUCAUAUGUUGUCUUUUGUUCUAUCAUCCCUUGAAUGCCUUUCUGUCUGUUUAAUUGCUUUUAGCUUAGCAUUAUCUCCAUAGUUUUGAGUGUUUAUUAUAAUGGCAAUAAUAAAUUGUAUACAGGAACUGUAUGGUUAUAUUUCAGGCCAUACAUAUAAAUAUUUUAAGGGCAAGGCGAAUUUUCUAUCGGGCAUAUUUCUAUAUUACAUCAGGAAAAAGAAAGAGGCCACACAAAAUAUCCCAGGCGAAUGAGAGGGCAUCCGCAUGGCCAUGGCCUUUAAUGGACUUGGAUUAUUUGAAGACCUUAGGUUUCAUUGUAAAACUGUUGAUAUAUAUAUUUGAAUCUCUGAAGGACCAUGCAAGUAGUACAUUUCAAAAUAAAAUAUCAGAUAUUUACUACUUGCAUUAACCAUGUCAAACCAAAAGUCUAAGACAAAAAGCUGAGAAUAUUGUGUUCAGUGCUGAUUCAGAUAUUCAUAACCAAAGACUGUCUCCAAAAGGAGGUCACAAUGCAUGAUAUUAGGUUUCUUUUUAAAUAAGAAAAUGAAACUGGCAUUAGUAUUUUUCUCUUUGUAUAGAUAGCAGUGCAGUUUCAAUAAAAAGAUCAUUAAUUUUUAACUAAAAUGUCACAUGAAGCAGAUUUUCAGUAUUUUUAACAUUUCCUUCAUCAGUAAAUUAAGAGGACUAUGCCUUUUAGAAAUAUGGAAACCCAACAACUGAAAAAAAUGUUUUUUAAAUUUGUCAUCUCUGCUAGCUUGAGAAUUUUGUACACCAAGAAACUUUCUUUUCACCAAUAUCCUCAACCCUCAAAUGUUUUAGUCACUUUUCUGAUUUUUGUUAAAUCAAUAUGUUGUCAGAAUAUCCAUCCUGUGGUAUUGUUUUAAAACCAUUGAAGAAAUGCACCCCUAUUCUCCUCUUGUGUGGCUCACACCUCUGUGUUUUAAGCUAUGUAUUGCUGCUUUAGCCAAAAAACAGCCAUAUGCAGCCUAACAAAGCAGACUAUUCAGCAAAAUAUUAUGUUGCAAUCACACUUUUGCAUACAAGUUCAUAUAUUCAGUUUCACUCAUUAAAGCUCACUGGCCCGAGUAAGCUACUCGCCGUUAUCAUUUGCUAUUUUGCUUGUUACCACUCAUCCUUGCUGGUAUGGAUUUUGGUUGCAUUCAGUUGCAGAUGUUGGAGCAAAUUUCAAACUACCAAGCUAGAAUGAAUGUAGGGUUGUUAGUCUGUACAUUCAUUCACCUCAUAGUAGCUUUUUUAAUUGUUUUCCUUGACUGUGAUUGUCUUGUGUUCAGGCGAUACGCAGCUUAGCACAAGUCUAAAUGCAAAGGUGUGAGCCAGAAUUAAGGAUUGACCCAUUUUAUAUUGCACCAACAAGUUCCAUAAUCCACUUCAAAGGUGCCUCUGAUAUUUGUGCCAAACUUCAUGUGCUUUUUAUCUUCCUUACUACCUUUGCUUUGUCUUUGUAAAUCAAUUUUUCUGAUCAUUGUAAACUAGACAACCAUUUUGCUCUGUUUAUAUUGUUUUUUUUUUGCAUUGUCACUUGAUUUCUGCUAAUACAGGGUUUGAUUUAAAUAUUUUAUAUCCAUUAUGAAAGUACUUAGUAUUGGCAGUGUAAUGUCACAGCUCAGAGCCACCUACUGUAUGAUAAGGUCUAUGAUAUGAAAAUGUUUAAAGUUGGUUUGUAUAUACUUUUCAAAUAUUACUCCUCUGAGAUUUAAGUUUGAUUAACCAUUAAUGGUCUACAUUUGGUAUAUUCACACAAGAGAUGAAGGCUUUCUUGUGUUGCAUAUUAUCUAACCUGCAACACAAACUGGUUGUAUGGAAUGGAUUUGUAUACCUUAUUGUUCUUUUGUGUUCAUUCUUUAAGUAAUCUUCAUUCCUGAAUUUGGUAUAUUCAAUGAAUUGUUACAAUGAGAUUGAUACCUGAAAAGAUGUUUACAACUGACUGUUGUAGUCCAGUGCAGUAUUUAUGAAUAAAUGGAAUGAAGAAACUGUUUGCUAUGCACAAUACAUGCAAGAUUUGCAAUGACUUAUAUAGCAACACAAUUGUUUUAUAUUGAAUAUUAUGCUGUCUGCGAGUAAUUAUCCUAUGGAUAUGCAUUUAGAAAAGUUACCCAUGUAAGUAUGGAAUGUGCAAAGAAAGUGUAUUAUUGUCAUACAUUGUUUUCUCCUGGAGAUACAUGGAAUACCAUGAGUAGUGUCAAAUUACUUCAUAAUGAUAUAAGAACCUGAAUAUGUGGGAAAACAUAUAUGCUUAUAAAAAUCUAUGGAGUAAAAUAUGAUUUAUUUUACAUUUAAUAACUUUCAAUCCCAGGUUGUGGGGAAGUGUUCAUUUGUGACAGUGGCAAAACUCUAGAUCUUUGAAGGCAGAACUUGAUGUCUUUUGGAUAGAAAAGAGACAAGAUUUUGAUAAAAAGUGGCUUGAUAAUCAUCUUGCAAUAAUCUUAGUAUUUGGAAUUGAAUUUAAAUUAGUUAUUGUAAAACAACACAUAAUGAAUUAGGCAUGAAAUAAUAUUCAUUUGGGCUGUAAUGUGUGUUUUGAAUGCAAUCAUUCCAGCUGUGAGAGAGAUAUAUUUUAUUAUAAUUAGUAUUACCCAUGGUGAUAUAUUACCUUUCUGAAAGUAUCAGAGAUUACCUGAUUGCAGUCCAUUAUUCAGCAAAGUAUACAUGGCAAGCAUUGUACAUAUUUUUGUACACUUAGAUAUACAGUAAUACUAAAUUGGCAGUUAUUUUGUAAAUAUAUUUUGUAGACAUGGGAAAUGACUAUAUUAGAACUGCCCAGAUCAAUUACAUAUUUGUCCUGGAUUCUUAUAACAGAAAAGAAUUGCACUUCCAUAUCUUAGAGGAAUCACUCAAUAAUAUUUAAUGUGAUAUAAGAUAAAGAUUAUUGAAUAUUUAUAAAAUGUCUUGAAAUUUUGAUGUACUUGUAUUAAACAUUCACUGAUUAUCUGAUAUGUAUAUAUUUCAUUCAAAAGUAAUCAAUUUUGAUUUGAUUAUAUUAAAUUCAAGCUGCAUUUCUAGUUAUUUAAGUGAACAAGAGUAGAAUAUUAUUUCUAUAAAAUCUCUUUGGUUCAUUAAGAUUUGUUUUUGCUGAAUGUAAAAUUGAUUAAACCAUGGUGUUCAAAUUGUAAGAUAAAGUCUAUGCCUUUUUUGGUGUAAAAUGCGGUGCUUCCUUUUUGCAAAUCAUACUAAAUUAAAGUAUUUUGAUAAAAAAAUACCUAGUGACACCUUACUAUGCUAUCAGUAGCACAUGUGUUGCAAUGAAGUAAUAAUUUGUUUUCUUUAGUACUAAUGUAACUUGUUGAUUAUAAACUAGUCUUGCACCCAUCUGUGUUAAGUUGCCUAUAAUAGCAUACUAUAAACACACACAUACACACCUGCUAUUGAAGAUUUUUUGCAGGUCCUUUUUCUUAUUUUAUUAAUAUGAAUUGAAAUGAAUUUUAAUAAUUUGAAAAUUUUGGCUUGUAUUUAAUAUAUUCUUAUAAAAUUUGCAAUAUAACAAAACAUUACCAGAGUCAAUAGAAGUAUUUUGAAGUUCCUAAAGGAAUCUAAACUUCUUGAUGCAAAGUAUAUGUUGGUUAUUAAAUGUAUUUUGUGCAAAUGAACUACAUUCGAAUCAGAAUGAAUUAUAUUGAAAAUAUACAGUAGGAUUUAUUAUUAUUGUAAGUUUGAAAGAAUUUGCUCUAUAUAUUUUGAAUAUGUGCAUAAUACACACAUUAUAUGAUUUUUUUAUAUAAAGUAUGUCCUCUUCAAUGUACAGUCCAUUUUCUUUUCUGCAAAGCCAUACCUUUGUAUUAAUUCUUGUUUCAUGUGCUUUUUUAAACCAUCUCAUAGUGCACUUUCUUGGUUCAAUUAUUCCAGCUGUUUAUAAGGGGUAUGAUUAUAAAUACUUUGUAUUUCUAUGAAUUGUGAGGACUCGUUAGAAAUAACAUAAGCACAAUUUGCAUUUAACAAGAAAAAACGUUUUAUGUUUCAUUUAUUUGGUUGUCUUUAAUAUUUAUUUUCUGUUAGUGUCAAAAUUAAAUACCACAAGGAGAAACAUUUCAGAAGUCUAUAUGGUAAUCCAACCACAUUAUCAAUAUUUUAAUUGACAUGGAAGUAGAAAAUAAGAAACUCUUAUAAAAUUGAAAAAAAAAUCUUGAUAAGUUGUUUGCUAGUUUUUGUCUCUUUUUAUUAAUGAGAUCUCUGAAAAAAUGUGGAUCUUGUUUGGUCAAUGAUACUGUUCAAUAAGCAAAUUAUGCAGUAAAUUUUAGUGAAUUAUCAGGGCAACUUUCUUCUCAGAUGUCCAAAAAUAAUUUUGAAAUUGUAAAGAUAUUGGAUCCCACAUGAAAGAAACAAUAUGAAUUGUACAUUAAAAUUGCAUAUUGACACAAAAGGGAGAAAGAAGCCAAGCACCUCGUCACAAAAUAGUCAACCAAUAAAGAUAUGUCUACCUUAAUCAUUAUAAAUCUAGUUUGAAUUAACUAAUAAUAAUCGGCUUCUAUGAUUGCUAUGCCUUCUUCAUUUGAUAAAUGUUGGUUGCAGUUGGAUUUCCCUUAACAGAUUACAAUUAGAACAAUGAUAUCAGAGUAGUACUAGUCAUGAACAGUGAAAUCAGUUAUAACUCUUGGUUCAUACACAAUGAACAUUUAUAUCCCAUUGCUAUUAGUAAUCUAUGUGGUUAGGAAGACAAGUCAUUUGGUUAAAGCAAUUCAAGCAGGGAGGGUGAAAGAUCACAUCAGAUUCUAGAUUUCAAUCUAUAAAGUUUGACCUUUGAAGUUGUCACUUACAUCGGGGGGGGGGGGGGCACUUGCAUUGACGAGUGGAUACCAGGUUCGACUAAAGAAACGCAUAAAAAUGAUCUCUUUUAAAAUUUGGGCACGUUACAUACGUAACAUAAUAAGGGUGUAAAAAAAACCACUAAAAUACUGAAAAAAGGGGUAUAUAUUUCGCUAGGAAAGCUACGUGUUGACGGUCAAAUUGCGAGGGUAUAAAAAUACUGAAAUGCUUUAUAAAGGAUGUACUAGUUGCCCCAACAUCACUACGUGUUUGGAGUCAGAUUUGAGAGAGGUGUGGCAGUACUAAACCCAAAGUAAGUAAAGGUAAAUACGACGUACAUGAUCACAUCUGUGACAUAACCAUCAAAAUAUCACUGUACUUGUUUAGGGGGUCAAUUCAGGGAAUAUUUGUCAAGGGUGCCGUUUUGUUUCCAAUAAUUGUUAAGAGUAGGGUUUCACAUGCCAAUACUUGUUAUGGGGUGCAUUUUCAGAAUAUGGAAAAUACUUGUUUAGGGUGCUUUUCGAAACCCCACGGUCAUUCCUGGUAUCCACUCAUCAAUGGAAGUUGCACCCUGGGACCUGCAUAUGCAUACAAGAGUCCAGUUUGAAUCUGAUCUCUUAAACUGUUUUGUUAGAACAAGAUAUAUUCAUGUAUGUCAUGACCUCUCUGACCAGAUCAUCCUCACAUAUCCCUUGUUUCACACAGGCUUGAAAAAAGAUAAUUCAGAGAUAAUCACUUCUGAAUGUUUACACUUUGAUUUUGCUUAUUCUUUUAACAAGUUUGCUGAAUAAAUUAUGGAUUAUCUCAUUAAAGCCAAACCAUUCUUUAGGCAUGCCUUUUUUCUGAAUUGAUGUUAAAUUUGGAUGUCCAUUCAUUGAAAGGAAAUUUUAAUGUCACAUGCUUGGAAACAAUUUCAAGAAGUGGCAGAUUUACUCUGCAGGUAAAACAUAUGGUACAUCAGGCAUCUUUGUUAAGUUAUUUAUGAGGCACUUUUAUUUUCAUUAAUCACCAUAGUAACACAAGCAUUUCUGGAACUCUGUGGAUGAGAUUCUGAUAAUUAAGCCUAGGUUUAAUCCUAGUCUGAUCUGGUAACCACACUAAACCACACUUUUAUGGAAUACUGGCUUCAUGAUAUUUUUCCAUAUAUUUUGAUAUUUUCCAAUUCUUCCCAUGUCACAACUCAAUUAAUCUUUUGAAAACUGUUUGCAGCAUGAUAAGAAUAAUUUCAAUUGGUAAAUAAAUUCAUAACUGGCACUCAAUAAAGGUGUGGUCUCAGUUAAGCAAGGUUUAACAAAACCAUGGCUAUCAGACCACCACCCUGAGAGGAUAACAAUGUUCAAACACAUGAAGAAAAAAAAUCAAUUACAAUUUUCUGUUUCUACCAGAUCACUAAUGACGGAUGAUAACCAUACAUUAGCUGAAGUUUGAAGUUGGUUCUUCAUGCGGUUCUUAUCAUGAAAAUAAGAUAUUUCAAUAUAUAUUAGGACCUCCAAACUUUACCCUUGAUACCCUAAAACUAAUCAGAUCAGUUUACAUUCACUUCUCAGAUAAUCUAAUACUACAUCAAAUAUUGAUCUACACUACACUUAUUCUAAUACCCAAUUACUCUCAUUCACAUUUACAUACCUGCCAACAUUUAGAAAUGUAAAAUCUGGACAACCAAUGUCCGAGGGUCCUGGGGGCCGGCUAAGUCUUUGGUGGGGUCCAGACCCAUGCGGGGGUCAAGAAAGAGACCAAGAAUGAGUUUUAAAUGAGACCAAACAGAUAGUAGAUAAAGCAGGUGUAAACCAAAUGGCAAUUUCCAAUUAGAUCAUCAAUUACAUAUGCAUACUUGGACCAAGUAUAAAGUUGAUAAAUAUGUCAAACAGUUAUUAAAACUGGCUGGUAUCCCAACUACAUUAACAUAAACUGAAUUUUUCUUUUGGCAUAGAAAACCACUUCUCAAGCACAGAUCAGAAUUUUUGUAAAGAUUUAUUAGGAUGUAGUCUUUAGCUUUCUGGUAUGCAAUAAAAAAAAAUUCUGAGCAAAGGCAUUCACAGUGCCUUUUUUUCAAGGAAAAUAAAAAACAAGUGAAACGCCUCUGGCAGUCUCGCCUGCAUUACGCGAUUUAAUAUAGUAGCAGUGCUAACUUUGAAAACUACUAUAAAAUAAUCAUUCACAAAAACACCAUUCAUAUAAUGACAUAAUACCACGUUCAUUGACCAUAGAUGACAUUUGAACGGUGACUUAAGACUUGUCAACUACACCCAUGUCCACAUUUCAUUCACUCUAUCCAUAAACCUUAAUGACCUUAAAUGACCAUUGACCAUGGUCAGGUGACCUGAAACUCGCACAGGAUAUUCAGUGGUACUUGAUUAACCUAAUGUCCAAGUUUCAUGAACUAGAUCCAUACAUUUUCAAAGUUAUGAAGGUAAUUCAACAAAUACCCCCAACUUGGCCAAAGUUCAUUGACCCUAAAUGACCUUUGACCUUGGUCAUGUGACCUGAAACUCAGGAAGGAUGUUCACUAAUACUUGCUUGACCUUAUGUCCAAGUUGACCUUAUGUCCAAGUUUCAUGAACUAGAUCCAUAAAUUUUCAAAGUUAUGAUAGUAAUUCAACAAAUACCCCCAACUUGACCAAAGUUCAUUGACCCUAAAUGACCUUUGACCUUGGUCAUGUGACCUGAAACUCGAGCAGGAUGUUCACUAAUACUUGAUUAACCUUAUGCCCAAGUUUCAUGAACUAGGUCCAUAUACUUUUCAAGUUAUGAUGUCAUUUCAAAAACUUAACCUUUGGUUAAGAUUUUGAAAAUAAUUAUCCCAACAUGGUCUCAGUUCAUUGACCCUUAUUGACCUUUGACCUUAGUCAUGUGACCUGAAAGUCAGGCAGGAUGUUUAGUAAUACUUGAUUAAUCUUAUGUCCAAGUUUCAUGAACUAGGUCCAUAUACUUUCUAAGUUAUGAUGUCAUUUCAAAAACUUAACCUUAGGUUAAGAUUUGAUGUUGACGCCGCCGCCGUCGGAAAAGCGGCGCCUAUAGUCUCGCUCUGCUAUGCAGGCGAGACAAAAACUACCAAGAA
Molecule: messenger RNA, 11047 nt
Organism: Lytechinus pictus (painted urchin)
Lineage: Eukaryota; Metazoa; Echinodermata; Echinoidea; Temnopleuroida; Toxopneustidae
Product: SLIT-ROBO Rho GTPase-activating protein 1-like
Exons: 17
Coding region: 940-3174 (744 amino acids)
Biological process (GO): negative regulation of cell migration; signal transduction
Cellular component (GO): cytoplasm
Molecular function (GO): protein binding
Source: RefSeq, a predicted model, not a curated record